This is a messenger RNA of Tachyglossus aculeatus (Australian echidna), 3214 nucleotides long. RefSeq names its product solute carrier family 44 member 2 (gene SLC44A2). The transcript has 22 exons. Lineage: Eukaryota; Metazoa; Chordata; Mammalia; Monotremata; Tachyglossidae. The record is from RefSeq and is a predicted model, not a curated record. Gene Ontology annotation, cellular component: membrane. Gene Ontology annotation, biological process: choline transport; transmembrane transport. The coding region runs from base 92 to 2236 and encodes 714 amino acids. Gene Ontology annotation, molecular function: choline transmembrane transporter activity.
GAGCCGAGCGCAGCUCCAAACCGAGCUGCACGCCAGGAGAUGGGGCCGCGCUAGGACCGAUCGCCCCGUCCCCCCUGCUCCGGGCCCGGUCAUGGAGGGCAACAGGAAGGACCCAAACGGUGGGGAGUACGGAAUUCCACAGAAGUACGAUCCCACCUUCAAGGGCCCUAUCAACAAGAGAGGCUGCACCGAUGUGAUCUGCUGCAUCACCCUGCUCCUGGCCAUCGUUGGCUACGUGGUCGUCGGCAUCGUCGCGUGGACUCACGGUGAUCCCCGCAAGGUGAUCUACCCCACGGACAGCCGGGGCCAGUUCUGUGGCCAGAAAGGCACGGUCAAUGAGAACAAGACCUUCCUGUUCUACUUCAAUAUCAUGAAAUGUGCCAGCCCACUGGUUCUGCUAGAGUUUCAGUGCCCAACCACGCAGAUCUGCGUGCAGAGCUGUCCGUCCCGCUACCUCACCUACAUGCAGGCCCAGAGCAAUCCAGAGGAGCUGAAAUAUUACUCGCAGUUCUGCCAGCCGGGCUUCGACUGGCAUCAGGGCAAGAGCUUCGUGGAGGUGCUGCGUGAUGGAGACUGCCCAGCCAUGCUUACGCCCAGCAAACCCCUGGUCCGCCGCUGCCUGCCGGCCAUCCGGGCCCACAAAGGGGUGCUCUUGGUGGGGAACGAGACCACAUUCGAUGAUGGGCGGGGCCAGCGGCGCAAUGUCACAGACCUGGUGGAGGGAGCCAAGAAGGCUAACGUGGUGCUGGAAGCCCGGCAACUGGCCAUGCGUAUCUUUGAGGAUUACACGGUGUCCUGGUACUGGAUCCUUAUCGGCCUGGUCAUUGCCAUGGUGAUGAGUUUCAUCUUCAUCGUUCUCCUCCGCUUCCUGGCUGGUAUCAUGGUCUGGAUCAUGAUCGUCCUGGUCAUCCUGGUGCUGGCCUAUGGAAUCUUUCACUGCUACAUGGAAUACGCACGUCUGCGGGGUGAGGCUGGGGCGGACGUAUCCCUCAGUGACCUUGGCUUCCAGACCGACCUGCGUGUCUACCUGCACCUGCGGCAGACCUGGAUGGCUUUCAUGAUCAUCUUGUGCUGUGUUGAGUUUCUGAUCAUCCUGCUGCUCAUCUUUCUGCGCAAGCGUAUCCUGGUGGCCGUGGCACUUAUCAAGGAGGCCAGCCGGGCUGUGGGCUACGUCAUGUGUUCCCUGCUCUACCCCCUCGGAACCUUCUUCCUGCUCUGCCUCUGCAUAGCCUACUGGGCCAGCACCGCCGUCUUCCUGUCCACGUCCAACGAGGCCGUCUACAAAGUCUUCAAUGACUCAGCCUGUGACUUAGCUGGACAAACGUGUGACCCCAAGAACUUCACAACCAACGUGAGCCAGCAGUGCCGGGAUGCCCGCUGCCAGUUCGCCUUCUAUGGAGGGGAGACAAGCUACCACCGGGUGCUCCUGGGGCUGCAACUGUACAAUGCCUUUAUGUUCUUCUGGUUGGCCAACUUCACCCUGGCCCUGGGCCAGGUCACGCUGGCCGGCGCCUUCGCCUCCUACUACUGGGCCCUCCGCAAGCCAGAUGACCUGCCUGCCUUCCCACUCUUCUCAGCCUUUGGCCGUGCCCUCAGGUACCACACUGGCUCCCUGGCAUUUGGCUCCCUGAUCCUUGCCAUCGUCCAGCUCAUCCGGGUCAUCCUGGAAUAUCUGGAUCAUCGCCUCAAAGCUGCAGAGAACAGGUUUGCCAAAUUCCUCCUGACCUGUCUCAAGUGCUGUUUCUGGUGCCUGGAGAAGUUCAUCAAAUUCCUCAACCGGAAUGCAUACAUCAUGAUCGCCAUCUACGGCACCAACUUCUGCACCUCAGCCAAGAACGCCUUCUUCUUACUCAUGAGAAACAUCAUCCGGGUGGCCGUACUGGAUAAAGUGAUAGACUUCUUGCUCCUCCUGGGCAAGCUCCUGGUUGUGGGCAGCGUGGGUAUACUCGCCUUCUUUUUCUUUACCCAUCGCAUCAGGAUUGUGCAGGACACAGCACCCCCGCUCAACUACUAUUGGGUCCCCAUCCUGACGGUCAUCGUGGGCUCCUAUCUGAUUGCUCAUGGCUUCUUCAGUGUCUACGGCAUGUGUGUGGAUACGCUGUUCCUCUGUUUCUGCGAAGACCUGGAGCGGAACGACGGCUCUGCUGAACGGCCAUACCACAUGUCGCCCGAGUUGAGGGCCAUCCUGCUCAAGGGGAGUCUGGAAGCGGCGAAGGGCACCGAUGAUGAGGGUUGAGGAGGGGGUGGCACUACCCUCACCCACUGCAUCUCACGUCUCCUCUGGCCGGGCGGGGGGACGGGACAGGACCUGAGGGGUUGUCUGCAUGUUAUCUGUGUCUGCCCAUGACUGCCCCCAACUCUGUCUGUCCGUCUGCCUGUCAAUCCAUAUGUGUGUGUGUAUGUGUGUGUGUGAGAGAGAGAGAGAGAGAGCGCCCAGUCAGCUCAACUCUGGGUCUGAACUCACCUCAUGUGGGGAAAGAUGGUGAGUGAUUAGGUGGGCUACUAGCCCAGACUCCCUCUCUUCCCCUUUGUCUCCUGGCCUGCCCAGGAUCUGACUCCUCCUCCUGCUUCCCGCCAUCUAGCUAUGCAUUUCUCUUGGCUGGGGCCUCUUUUGGGGCUGGACUGACGCAGCCCCCCGCCCCCCGCCCCUCCACUUUCUCCACAGUGGAAGAUCUGGAACGCAACGACGGCUCAACUGAGAAGCCGUAUUUUAUGUCCUCCAACCUCAAGAAGCUCCUGAAAAAGUCCAACAAAUCGGCGGAGCUGUAGCAAGAACCCAACCCCUGCCCCCAUCUAACGUCACUGCCAAAAGACGAGGCCCUGCCUCACCCCCUCUCCCCCAGAACCCCGUAAGGUCACCGCUCCGCACUGUAAGCUUAAGCUUUUAACUAAGGGGGAAGAGGUCACCUGGCCAUGAGGCGGUGCCCCUCCUUUCCCCCCACCCAAGCUGGGAUGAUUUGGUUCAUCCCGUCCCUCUCCCAGCCUUUUCCCCAGCCCCAGAAGUGUCUCUCCAUUGUUCCCCUUUUAGGCUCAGAGGACAGUAGGGAUUGGAGUGGGGAGGUGGGUGAGAGGCCAAACUCUAAAUUAUUCUGCUUCGAGUUUCUGUGUUUGAACCCACCUGGUUCCCCAGCUCCUGCAGGUGACAGAGACUGACUGCAGUGGGAUCUCAUUCUAUCCAGAGCCAAUAAAAGGUCUUUGAUUUUUUUUUUUUAAA